GACGUAAUCCAAACAGGAAGUAAACAUCCAGCUGUUAGCCGAGCAGACCGCUCCGAUCAGUCACCAAAUAGCAAUGAACUAAUCGUGGAAUCUGGGAGUAAAAGCCAGAUUUAUUAUGGUGUGUCCGGAGUAGUGACUGAGGUGACCGACAGCAAGGAGUAGACUAGUUUCAUACUUUGCUGUGGUUGCAGUGUUAAAACAAGGUGUGAAUGAGUGACGUGGUGUCCCCCGCAGCUCUCAGUGAAGUCCAACUCCGCUUCCUCUGUCAUGAUGACAUAGACAGCGUCAAGCUGCUCUGUGGGGAUUGGUUUCCAAUCGAGUACCCAGACUCAUGGUAUCAGGACAUCACAUCCAACAAAAAGUUCUUCUCCCUGGCAGCCACCUUCAGAGGAGGCAUUGUGGGAAUGAUUGUGGCUGAGAUCAAAGGCCGGACCAAAGUACACAAAGAGGAUGGAGACAUCUUGGCCUCCAGUUUCCCUGUGGACACACAGGUAGCCUAUAUUCUGAGCCUGGGAGUGGUCAAAGAGUUUAGAAAACAAGGCAUAGGCUCCCUGCUGCUGGACAGUCUGAAGGAGCACAUCUCGACCACAGCGCAGGACCACUGUAAGGCCAUUUAUCUGCACGUCCUCACCACCAACAACACUGCCAUCCACUUCUAUGAGAACAGGGACUUCAGGCAGCACCACUACCUGCCCUACUACUACUCCAUACGAGGGGUCCUCAAAGACGGAUUCACUUAUGUUCUAUACAUUAACGGAGGACAUCCACCAUGGACAAUCUUUGAUUAUAUCCAGCACAUCGGGGCCACUCUGGCCAGCCUCAGCCCCUGCUCCCUGCCACAGAGGCUGUACCGACAGGCCCAGUCCCUGCUGCGCUCCCUGCUGCCCUGGUCCAAUCUUGCCUCGAAGACAGGCAUACAGUACAGCCGAACAAUGUGACAAAGAGGACUCUUGUGUUUCCAGUCCCAUGAGUCUUCCCCUGUGCACACAGAUGUACACAUUCUCAGUCAAGUACCAUCACUGUGUGUGUCACUGGUUCUACCUGUGGCACUUAGCUGUCUUCAGCCCUUAACCACUCUUCACAAAUAUCAGGUUUACCGCCUCAGCUCUGUGCCAGUGCCAUACAGGUUUACAAAAUUAAAAAAUUUCAAUCAGAUUUAAACAAAUGUUUUUCAUAUUUUAAUUUUAAGUUCGAACUAAUAACAACACAAGCACUUAGCAGCGAUGCUUACGGAGAUGCUUUUUGAUCAACAAAAACAACUUUCUUUUAAAUGUUUAUAGUUAAGUAAUUUAUAGAAGGUAAAAAAUGUUUCAAUGGUAGUCAUCUGGACACUGAAUCUCUGAAGCCUUUUCUACCUUGGACCACUCCUGGACAAAUGAGGUAUUACACUGACUUGAUUAAUACAAGGUUUAUCUUAUGCUGACCUACUGUUUUAACCUUCAGCACUGGCACGGAGUAGUUGGUAAACCUGCUUCUACUGCUGACCUUGUACUUAACAGUAACCACAAACGCACUUAGGUGUUUUGGUGUAAAUGACUCUGCACUCUGUGUCAUUGAGAAGUCCAUUUUUUGUUUGCCCUCUUUACCACUGUCCCACAGACUGUAUGUAUACUGUUUGUAUAUUAUAUAUACUCAUUGCUAAUAUAUGAAUCUUAAUGUAUUUUUCUUCGAUGCUGUUGUUAUGCUUAGUAAGAUUUUAGCUAUCCACUUCCAUUUACCCUUUUUCAUACAGACUGAAAUUUUAAAAUGUUCUUUAUUUGCAAUUACUGAUUUUAAUCAUUUUGGGUUUUUUUAGGUGGACAUGUAAAAUCAAUUCUGUGAUCACAAAAACAUAUUAGAAAAUGUAUGUAUGUUUUAGUUUACAACAAUAAGUUAUUUAGUUAUGGCUGUUGAUGGCAGACAUGCCCAGAAACAUUAAAGGUAGUAUGGCAAUCAACUAAAAGUUUGCUCCAGGCCCCAUGAAAGUUAACUCUCCAAAGCUUUCUUUAAUAUAAUAUUUGGUAUAAACAGCAUGCCUAUCCUGCAAAAUGUACAGUAUGUAAAGAACCUAUAUUUCUUUGUUAAAUUUACAUGCAAUCCACUUCUGACCCUAUCCAAAUGUCUAGUAGGUUUUUAAACUCAACUGCAGCGAAUGUCUCUACUUUUGAAUGUAAAAACUGCUGCUUUUGAUGACAAAUCCUCAUUGAUUUAAAAAAACAAAACGAAGAACUAUUGUCUCUCUCAGAUGAUAAAAUAAUAAUAAAUGAACAGAGAUUUGUGCUAAGUAGUAUGUUGAACAACACAAAAUAUACAAUAUGCCGCACUUGAUGAUGUUAUACUUUUUCAUAAUUAGUAGUUUUAAACAACAUUUAUUGUUGAAAGUCUUCAAAAGUAUAUUUCAUUGAAUGCAAUAAAUGGUUUUGGAUAUGGACUGUUGACUAUAGAAUGAAUGCCUGGUGGCGUAACUAAAUUGUUAUUAGCCCUGUUUUCAUCUACAGUAUAAUUCAUGCAUAUAAAUGUUUUAUUUCUCUACAAC
Molecule: messenger RNA, 2515 nt
Organism: Periophthalmus magnuspinnatus
Lineage: Eukaryota; Metazoa; Chordata; Actinopteri; Gobiiformes; Gobiidae
Gene: naa60
Product: N-acetyltransferase 15 (GCN5-related, putative)
Exons: 7
Coding region: 210-938 (242 amino acids)
Biological process (GO): N-terminal peptidyl-methionine acetylation
Cellular component (GO): Golgi membrane
Molecular function (GO): histone acetyltransferase activity; protein-N-terminal amino-acid acetyltransferase activity
Source: RefSeq, a predicted model, not a curated record